AGCGCCCCUCAGACCCGGUGCAGCGCCCUCAGCCCCGCGGCUCGUCCCUGCCGCCCCACUGUAUGAGCGCUGCUCCGAGCACAGGGCGGCUCGGCGCCUGCUAGGGCUGCUCUCCGCCGCCCCCCGGACUUCCCCAGCACCGACGAGGAGCGGCGCGCACCCCGCACCCGGAGAGUUGUCUCGGCAGGCUCCGUGCUAUGGCGAGGCUGCGGAGGAGCAAACUAGCCGCCGGAUUUCUAUUACUUUUCCAGUGCCUGAGCGAGCGCUGCCAGCUCGCCGGCGGGGAGACGCCGAGGCAGAGCCGCGGUGUGUUUUAUGAAGUUGUUCAGAGCUUCCCUCGAGUGGAGGAAAAUGUGGAGGUGGAUUCAUUUGUAAGCAGCCACAGGUGGAGAAGGCACUCAGAGUCCCUCAAAUCCGUGGACACCAACAGAGCCAGCAUGGGGCAGGACUCCUUGGAGCCAGGGGGUUUCACAGACCUGCUGCUUGAAGAGGGCCAUGACAACACUACGCAGAUUGAGGAGGAUACAGAUCAUAAUUAUUAUACAUCAAGGACGUAUGGCCCCUAUGAUUCUACCAGCCGGGAUUUGUGGGUCAAUAUAGACCAAAUGGAGAAGGACAAAGUAAAGAUUCAUGGGAUCCUUUCCAAUACCCAUCGUCAAGCAGCAAGAGUGAAUCUGUCCUUUGAUUUUCCAUUUUACGGACAUUUUCUACGUGAAAUUACUGUGGCAACUGGAGGUUUCAUAUAUACUGGAGAAGUUGUGCAUCGAAUGUUAACAGCUACUCAAUAUAUUGCACCCUUAAUGGCAAAUUUUGACCCCAGUGUGUCAAGAAAUUCAACAGUCAGAUACUUUGAUAAUGGCACAGCACUAGUUGUCCAGUGGGACCAUGUACAUCUGCAGGAUAAUUACAACCUGGGGAGUUUCACUUUUCAGGCCACCCUUCUCAAUGAUGGGCGUAUCAUUUUCGGCUACAAAGAAAUUCCUGUCGCUGUGACACAGAUAAGUUCAACCAACCACCCAGUGAAAGUGGGACUUUCAGAUGCAUUUGUGGUCGUUCACAGGAUCCAGCAAAUUCCCAAUGUCCGCAGAAGAACAAUUUAUGAAUACCACAGGGUGGAGCUACAGAUGUCAAAGAUUACCAAUCUCUCAGCUGUUGAAAUGAUACCACUUCCAACUUGUCUCCAGUUUACUAGCUGUGGUCCCUGUGUCACCGCCCAGAUUGGUUUCAACUGCAGCUGGUGCAGUAAACUCCAAAGAUGCUCCAGUGGAUUUGAUCGUCACCGGCAAGAUUGGGUAGACAGUGGCUGCCCUGAAGAGUCAAAGGAUAAGAUUUGUGAGAGGAAUAUAGACACAACUGAAACACCUCUGUACUCCACCACCACCCUUCUGCCAACCACCACAAGGUUCAGAGUUUUAACAACCACCAGAGGAUCCACCACUUCCCACCUUCCAACCAGCCUGCCCACAGAAGAUGACACCAAGAUAGCACUGCACCUAAAAGAUAAUGGAGCUUCAACAGACGACAGCGCGGCGGAGAAGAAAGGUGGAACGCUUCACGCCGGGUUAAUUGUGGGCAUCCUGGUCCUGGUCCUCGUUGUGGCUGCAGCCAUCCUCGUGACUGUCUACAUGUAUCAUCAUCCAACAUCAGCAGCUAGUCUCUUCUUUAUAGAGCGACGUCCAAGCAGAUGGCCAGCAAUGAAAUUCAGAAGAGGAUCUGGACAUCCUGCCUAUGCUGAGGUGGAACCAGUGGGAGAAAAAGAAGGGUUCAUCGUAUCAGAGCAGUGCUAAAAUUUCUGGGACAGAGCACCAGUACUGGCCUACAGGUGUAAGACAUUUAUUUUGCCUCUCUUUAAAGAAAAGGAGCCCUAAGCUGCUGUAGCCUGAUAGAAAGAAGAUUCUGGAUAAACUUUGUCCAAGAAGAAAAACUAUCUAAGAUACCAGAUUACUACUGCACAGUAGUUUUUGUUAGUGGACUGAGACACAAUGGUUCAUGCAGAACACUUGUCAGUGGACACCUACAGUAUCAGAGCCAUGGCACAAGAGCCAUGUUAUUUGCUUUAGGUGUGGGGAUGCACAGUAAUCAGAAAUAUAAUAAAGCUUUGGUGUGCAAGGGUGUUGCCCUUUGGUUCAAGUCUUCUUCUCUGUUAUCUCAGACUGAGGAAAAAAUCUGUACCAUUCCAGUGCAAAGGGCAUUGAUCACAGUGUGAUUGAGAAAAGUAUCUUAAGACAGGUAAAGAAGAAGCAAAGGAAUUUUCCAACAUUUAUAUAAGCAGAUGUGAAAUACACUUUUCAAUUCUUAAUCGACCUGCCAACCUGAGUGAGUCAAAAUGUAAAUGCUUUCCAGGAAUAAUACAAUGUUUCUUGUACAUUGCUGAUUACUAGGCUGCUAAACAACUCAUGAUACACAGAUUGGUAAGAACUGAAGACAGCAGAGAAUUUUCAUGAUGGUGGAAUUAUUUCAUGGGAGUUCACAAUGAUGUUUGGCUGAUUUUCGAUUUCAUUGUUCCCUAAAAAGUGAAUUAUCAGGUUUGUAUUAAGGUGUAUUUUUCAUUUCUCAGCAGUAUGUUGAAGUAAAGGCAACAGAUCCUUUUAGCUGCCAGAGAGCUUAUGGACCAUUUCUUAGGCAAUGGGGUAAGAAAAAUAAGAUUUAAAAUAAAUGGGUUUCUAUUCUUUACCAUUUCAUUGUGAGUCCUUACUGAGAAGCACCAUAGACUUCAAUGCACCCCUUUCAGAGAUUCAGAUACAAGUGUUAUUGAACCCUGCUGAUUCAUACAGUGGUUUUGUUUAAUGCACAUAGUAGUUGCAUAAAUAUAUAUAUAAAUAUAUUUUUUUUUAUAGCUAACACAAGGCGGGUUCUUGUGACUGUUAAGACUGCAUUUUUGUCAUCCAGACAAAGGAAAUGAAUUGCAUUACUGCAUAUUUCCACUGAGUUGUAAAAUAAUCCUUAAUAUUAGAAUAUUUUUAUGUUGUGUAGGGAAGGUGGUUCAUAUAGUUGCAGUCCAUAAACUUUCUGCUUAUUGGAACCAUUCUUUCUGUAAAAUUGACCCUUUCCCUCCCUGCCCAGGGAAAGACAACACUAUAAAUUCACACCAUCAAAACCAGUUACUCCUUUCAGGGGAGGGGUUAAUAUACAUGGAGACCCAGAGCUUCCUUGAGGAGUGGAAACCUAAAUGCUUUGAUGAUCUGGGCCUGAGGUAUUGAAAUAUAAAAUUCAGGUACUGCAUGUAUGUUUCAUAGCAGUCAUUUACUAUCAAUUUAUUUACAUACUGUGCAAGGCACUUGAAUGAUUUUUAAGUGAGGCAGACAACAUUUGUGGUUUUGGAUUUUGACCCGUUUAAAAAAGUUGUAGAUACCACCUUAAUAGUACAGUUACUUACAUUUCUUGAUGCUUGUAUGGCCUAAGUUUGAUUACUUAAUGCUGUUAAAAAAAAAAGGAAACAUGAUUUUUGUUAUUUUUUUCAGUAAAUACUACAAUACUGUAUUUUCUGUAUUCUUUUGUUUUGGGUAACACAUUUUUAUUUUCAUCUGGUUUGAAUCAUCUAGCAUGAGAUUGAAACUGUUCAAAAACUAACUGAUAUUAAUCUGAAGGUACUAACAAACACAUUGUUUCAAAGCCUGGUUAAAAACCUGUGGCAAGUAGUCAUUUCCAUUUGUGUGGGUCUGCUGAGCCCUUUUUCUAAUAGGCUGGGUUUAAAUUGCAGGCUUUUAAUUCUGAUAGCAAUAACCAAAUGUAUGCACAUAUAUAUGGUGACACUCAUUUUUAUUAAAUAAAAAGGUAUCAGUGCACAUCA
Molecule: messenger RNA, 3790 nt
Organism: Agelaius phoeniceus (red-winged blackbird)
Lineage: Eukaryota; Metazoa; Chordata; Aves; Passeriformes; Icteridae
Gene: PLXDC2
Product: plexin domain containing 2
Source: RefSeq, a predicted model, not a curated record